AUGUCCCAGAUCGUCUCCCCCGCCGAAUACCUCCCCCUGCGACUCUCGCUCCUCGAAGCCGAAAAGGAAAACACCCGCGCGCGCGACGAACUGGCGCGCCAACGCCGCGCCCUCCCCGUCGUCGAAGUCACCACGCCGUACACCUUCACCGACGCCACAGGGCGCAAACUGACGCUGGCGGACCUCUUCGACGGGCGCGCCCAACUGAUCAUCUACCACUUCAUGUUCGACCCGGACUGGGACGCCGGCUGCGCGAGCUGUUCCCUGCUAGGCGACUCGGUUCCGGACCUGCGCCACCUGCACGGCCACUCGACGACGUUUGUGGCCGUGAGCCGCGCGCCCAUUGACAAGAUCAACGCGUACAGGGCGCGCAUGGGCUGGACGUCCUCCUUCCCCUGGGUGAGUUCCUUUGGGAGCAGCUUCAACCACGACUUUGGAGCCACGCAGGACGAGGCCGUCGCGCCGGUCAAGUACAAUUUCAAGACAAAGGAGGAGCUGGAGGCCCGUGGGAUGGGGUACUUUGCGCGUGGCGAACAGCCCGGCCAUUCGGUGUUCAUCCGCGGCGGGGCCUCUGGCGUGGGUGUGGGAGACCAGGGUAAGGUCUAUCAUAGUUAUAGCACCUACGCGAGGGGUGGCGAGCCCAUCAUCAAUACGCUGACUUGGUUGGAUAUGACGCCCCUGGGGAGACAGGAUGGCGUGAGUGACGUGGAGGGGUUGGGGUUCAAGCGGCAUGAUGAGUACACGGCGGAGGAUCUCAAGGGGUUGUCGGCGCAGAAGGUCGGCGCGUGA
This is a messenger RNA of Cladophialophora yegresii CBS 114405, 789 nucleotides long. RefSeq lists its product as uncharacterized. The record is from RefSeq and is a predicted model, not a curated record. Bases 1 to 789 code for a protein of 262 amino acids. Lineage: Eukaryota; Fungi; Ascomycota; Eurotiomycetes; Chaetothyriales; Herpotrichiellaceae. The transcript has a single exon.